Fibroporia radiculosa is the source of this 1743-nucleotide messenger RNA. RefSeq lists its product as uncharacterized. Gene Ontology annotation, molecular function: RNA nuclease activity; mRNA base-pairing post-transcriptional repressor activity; CCR4-NOT complex binding. Gene Ontology annotation, cellular component: peroxisome; cytoplasm. The transcript is spliced from 5 exons. Gene Ontology annotation, biological process: post-transcriptional gene silencing. The record is from RefSeq and is a predicted model, not a curated record. Lineage: Eukaryota; Fungi; Basidiomycota; Agaricomycetes; Polyporales; Fibroporiaceae. Bases 1 to 1743 code for a protein of 580 amino acids.
AUGAGCGACCUCCGUCAUGUUGCCAUCUUCUGGGAUUAUGAGAAUUGCUCCCCACCCUGCGCCAUAUCAGGCUUCGACAUUGUCGACAACAUCCGCGACAUUGCCCAUCAAUAUGGCAGUGUGAAACUCUUCAAGGCCUAUCUCGCGCUGUCCGAACAGGCAUCUUCCAAGUCCAUAAUCGGCAUGCGCUCUGAGCUGCAGUCGUGUGGCGUCUCGUUGACGGACUGUCCUCACAACGGGAAGAAGGAGCGUCUUGACCGCUCCUUCCACUGUCCAGUCGAUAUGCUCACAUACGCUAUUGACACACCCGCGCCCGCCACCAUUCUACUUAUUUCUGGCGAUCGGGAUUUCGUCUACGCCGUAUCCGUCUUACGACUACGGAAAUAUAACGUCGUCCUAGUGGCACCCAACUCGAGCCAUAGCAGCCUCAGAGUACAGGCAUCCGUCGUUCUCGAUUGGGAUUCGGACGUACUAGGCAAGAGCACGAAUGGAAACCAAAGGUCCGCUAGCACUGAUGCAGCAACUCAUCCCAAUGUCGGCCCCAAUACACACCGGCGAAGCCAGUCGUCGCUCUCCAUUCUCGAAACGACCCCUCAGACUCCACAGAGGCAGCGCGGCCAUUCCUUCCGUGGAACGUUAAGUACUCCCGUAGUGGAGUCUCCGCAGACUAUGGGUGCAAGCCCAAGACUUCAGACCAAACUUCCACCAGAUGCCGGACACAGCCUGCCACCAACCUCCCACUUGACUCCCUUGGAUAAGUCUGCUAUUUCCCCGGUCCCUGAAAGCUCUGUCGUUAUUCCAGCUUCGACCUCAGGACAAUCGGCGAUCGACGAUAGCGGCCCGAUUGCGGAUCUUAAUAUGCAUUUGCGGACUUUAGGAAAUACUUCCGCACCCGACAGCUCUCUUCAUCCCAAGCUGACCAUCUCUACUCCUGCGGACGCAGUAUUCAAACCGAUGAUUCACAGCUCAACCCCUGCCCCCCGAGAAGUCCGGACAGUUGCCACACCCAACACCCCCAGUCCUCAUAUGUCCAGUUCCCCUCUGUCAGCGAACAGCUCCGGCCCUACCACGCCUGCAGACACAGCUCAAAUACAAGUAUCGAUUAAUGGGCAGAAGGCAGUCGUUCCUCUGAUCAACGCGACCGACAAUCGACAGUGCAGUUCUGAGUUCCCUCCUAGGUGUAUAGCUACUGGUGUGUCUGUGAAGUGUGGGCCCGGACAAAGAGCAGCAGAGGGGGCCCUUGCAGACAGCGGAAUAUCGGGUUUCGCUCAGUCUACUGUAGUAGCACCCGCUGCAAAGACCGUCCCGACCGCGUCUGAAUCACGCACGAUAUCUGCCCCGCAAGAUGUGACGGACAAGCUUCCGCUAGUACCUCCGCCGCCCAUAGGUGCAUCGGGGAUAAUACGGUACGGUCUUCCUACUAUUGGCAAGCCAAGCCCUCCUGUCAUCGCUCGGCCACCAACUACGAUCUCAUAUACCAUUCCUCCCGAGUACAGCACCUUGAUCCACCUAUUGGAGCAUCAUCGGGUACGCGGCAUCGAGAGGCCAAUACGCAGUGUGAUUGCUUGUGCACUCGUGGAGCGUGAUCGAAAUGCAUACACUAUGGUGGGUGUUCAGCGAUGGAGAGAGUACGCCGAAUCUGCUGUGAGAGCGGGCAUCAUCACUCUCGGCGGAGUACAAGGGGAGGCUUGGGUAUCGCUGACACCAGCCUGGCACAAUAAGGUCGCAGUUCCCGGACAAUAA